AUGAAUAAAAGUUUAUUGGGAUCACUCAUUAACAAUGUACCAAAGUACAUGACACCAGCAGCACCAGUACAAAAGUGGUCGAUGUCAUCGAUCUACGGUGGAAUCAAAUUCAGUCAACGACAGAUCGACGCUGCAUUGCAGCCACCACCCGUUACAGCCAUUACAGAGCCAGACUGUGAGAUGGAAUUGACUGCCGUACCAAAGAAACGUGUAUCUUACACCAGAAACAGAAAGAGAAACAGCGCAAAGAAACACGAGAACAUUCAUCAUCAUACCGUUUGUCCAAAAUGCCAAUCUCUUAAGCUUAGACAUCACCUUUGUAUAAAUUGUAUCAGAAAGAUCUAA
Molecule: messenger RNA, 345 nt
Organism: Heterostelium album PN500
Lineage: Eukaryota; Evosea; Eumycetozoa; Acytosteliales; Acytosteliaceae
Product: bL32 family ribosomal protein
Exons: 1
Coding region: 1-345 (114 amino acids)
Biological process (GO): translation
Cellular component (GO): mitochondrial large ribosomal subunit
Molecular function (GO): structural constituent of ribosome
Source: RefSeq, a predicted model, not a curated record